GCUCAGCUCUCUCUUACUGGUUCACAAGCCAACAGUGUAGAGUUUGCGCAGCUCAGCAAGCCGCUCAACGCAGCCAGCCGAGCUGCACUUGAGAUUUUUUUUUUCUGUCGAAAAGUAACAUCCAUGAAGAAAUCCAGUACCACCGUUUUACUCAUACUUGGAACCAUCAUGUGAUUUGAAUUUUUUCUAUUUUUCACCUGAUAAAGCAGCAAGCAAGCAGGCGGAGCUUGUGAAAAGCAGUCAAUUGUGUGACAAGUUGAAGUUUCUGCAACUGCAAUGGACCUGGCUUUACUUCUGAUAAUUUCCUCCUGUUUAGGUUUGUCAGCAUGUUUCUCCGUGGAGGAGCAGUCACGUCACCUCUCCUUAGAGAAAACCUACGGCCGCUUGGUUAAGGACUCCCACAUGUGCCACCACAUGUUGAAGCACCUUCACGACGGGGCCCGCAUCACCGUGCAGAUGCCCCCAAACGUGGAGGGUCACUGGGUGUCCACCAGCUGUGAGGUGCGACCAGGUCCGGAGUUCCUGACACGCUUCUACCGCUUCUACGACAACAACACCUUCGAAGCGCACCAGUUCUACUAUGAAGACAAUCACUGCACCAAGCCCACCUACACCCUGCUGGCUCGGGGACGCCUGCGCCUGCGCCAGGCCUCCUGGAUCAUACGGGGCGGCACUGAGGCAGAGUACUACCUCCACCGGGUCCAGAUCACUUGCCAUGGGGCCGGAGUGGCCAAGGAGCUGAGCCAGAGGCUGAACCAGAGCUGCAAGGGAGCCGUGAGGGGCGCCUGGGAACCCAACGUGCCCUACGAGCUGUGGAGCGAGGAGGGCGGCUAUAACUGCUCCAGGGAGCUCAACUUUGCCAUGCAUGAGCUGCAGCUGCUGCGGGUGGAGAAACAGUACACGCACCACAACCCGGACCACUUGGUGGAGGAGCUUUUCUUAGGGGACGUCCACACAGACCCCAUGCAGAGGCUGUAUUACAAGCCCUCCAGCUACCAGACGCCCCUGCAGAACGUCAAGAACCACGCACACGGUUGCAUCGCCUGCCGCAUCAUCUACCGCUCGGACGAGUUUCAUCCACCCAUCCUGCCUCCACGUGCUGACCUGGCGGUGGGUUUGUACGGCCAGUGGGUGAGCCAGCGGUGUGAAGUGCGCCCGGAGGUGCUCUUCCUCACCCGCCACUUCCUGUUCCACGACAACAACCACACGUGGGAAGGCUACUACUACCACUUCUCCGAUCCCGUAUGCAAGCACCCCACCUUCACCAUCUACGCCCGGGGACGCUACUCCCGCGGCCUGCACUCCACGCGCGUCAUGGGUGGCACCGACUUUGUCUUCAAAGUGAAUCACAUGAGAGUGACGCCCAUGGACUUCGCCACCACAUCGCUUCUCAACGUGUUCAGUGGCAACGAGUGCGGUGCCGAGCGGUCGUGGCAGCUGGGCGUGGAGCAGGACGUGACCGCCACCAACGGCUGCGUGGCCCUGGGCAUCCGCCUUCCCCACACAGAGUACGAGUUGUUCCGCAUGGAGCGUGACGCCAACGGACACUAUCUGCUCUUCAACGGCCAGCGGCCCAGCGACGGCUCCAGCCCGGACUACCCGGACAAGCGGGCGACAUCCUACCAGCUUCCCCUUGUGCGCUGCGCCGCCAGCAGCCAGGCGCCGGGACUCGACCUUGACGGAAACGACACACCGCUGAGGCUCAGAAAUGGCGGCGAGGGCCACAACCGGGCCAUUGUUGUAACAGCGUUUGUUGCGAUCAUUGUCAAAGCAUUGUCGCUUUAGGCCCACAAUAGAGAAAAGCAAUAAGUCGCCUAAGGAGGUCAUUAUUGAACCUCAAAGUGGAACAAUCAAGUAAAUUGUGCCGAAUGAGCCAAAAUGGCUUCCAAGGGAGCGUGCAUUGUUGGCUGAAGGAGGAGAAGAGCCAGGAACCAUAGACUUGUCCCUACAAAAAACUGCACUUUAGGCGGAAAGAGCCAAAGAUGGACUCUGAUGUAUACAUGAUGUGAUAUGUACAUCCCCCAUAGUUGUUUAGAUAAGGGGCAGGGAGCCAUUUUCCUAUGAGGGAGGGAUCAUAUACUCUACUCACAAGAGUGUGCUUAUGUACAUGCCUGAGCGGGAAUAUAAAUUUCCCAAUCAUUGUGGCGCGAUACCACACAGCCCACAGACCACCAGCGGUUUAGCUUGAGUGGGCCAAUCAUUGCUCACGUGCGACGUUGCCCACCCUUGGUUUCACUCUCCAUAAAGAUGCUUUUUUGGUAUUGUAAAGAAAGACUAAAGUCACGUUUCAAUGUGGAGUCAUAAAAACAUGAUUCCAAUUGCACUUACUGUAACAUAUCUUAUCAAGACAGCAGGGUAAUGGAAAUAAUGUAACGAGAUGGUGUGGUUUUGAUUAAUGGAGUCAUUCAACGAUUAUCCAUUAAAUGGGAUUUUAAUUUCAUUUUCAGGUAACGAUCAAUAACAGCUGACCUGUUUUUGGGUUUAGUCAUGUGACCUUCGCAAGCUGAGCAGUUAUGCGCUGUUAUGCUCUUUUUGGGCUGCCCCAAGAUGGCUAAAAACGAGUGGAUUUUGCUGCCUAAUGGAUAUUCAACCAACGCAAUUCAAUCUAAAUACUGUUUAGACUAGUGGGUCCACAUAUUAAUGUUACAGAAGCAGGGACCAGUUUAAUGUAGUGUGCCUUUCACCAAUGACAAAGCAGCCAUGUGUCUUGAACACCUGCACAAAAGACAACCACACUCAUAACGCAUCUGACAAUGGAUGAGGAUCUGGGGAGUAGGUGGCAAAAUUUCGACAAACAGCUUGAUUUCAUGUGUGUACUUGGUUUUACAAUUAAGGAGAGGAGAAUAAUGUAGAGAGAACUACACUCUACAUUAUGUAGUUCUCCGAAUUUUAACUGAAUGUCCCGCGUGUUAGGAAUAUUUUGUCCAACAGAUGGCGGCAAACAUCGCGGCUUGACACGCCAGAAGUCACACAAAACUCGAGUCCAAACCCUGAGGAUAUUUUGUGAAUGUUGAAGGUGAUGCAUCAAGUCUGUAUUGCUUUUUCUUAGGCUUUUUUGUGAUGUCACCAGGUGCAGGUGACCUCAAGGAGGAACAAGUGUUAGUAACAAAAAGAUUAUUUGGUUGUUAGAACGUGGGAAAGUGUCCAACUGCUCUGUAUAAUAAAGCAGCACAAUAAUUAUGCAUACAAAA
Molecule: messenger RNA, 3191 nt
Organism: Syngnathus typhle (broad-nosed pipefish)
Lineage: Eukaryota; Metazoa; Chordata; Actinopteri; Syngnathiformes; Syngnathidae
Product: protein APCDD1-like
Exons: 5
Coding region: 277-1785 (502 amino acids)
Biological process (GO): negative regulation of Wnt signaling pathway
Cellular component (GO): plasma membrane
Molecular function (GO): Wnt-protein binding
Source: RefSeq, a predicted model, not a curated record